CGACGACGCCUGAUGCUCGGAUCGCAGUGUAUUCAAAAUGGCGGGUGACGCAGGAGCAAUAGACUUCUGCACGCUUGGAAUGUUUAUAAUUGACGAGAUCGAGUUCCCACCACCGAAACCGCCAGUCAAGGAUAUUCUCGGCGGCGCAGGCUCGUAUUCUGCGCUAGGAGCGCGCAUCUUCUCCCCGCCACCAAGAUCCAAAGCCGUGGGCUGGAUCGUGGACUGUGGCUCCGACUUCCCGCCCGAGCUCCGGGAAACCAUCGCCAGCUGGGACACCGGAGUCUUGAUCCGCGAAACGCCGCAUCGACUGACCACGAGAGGCUGGAAUGGCUACGGCGAGCAUGAGCACAGAGCCUUCCGUUACACAACCCCGAAACUGCGGCUCGAUCAACAUGCGCUGGCUAAUACCCAGCUGCUCUGGUCCAAGUCUUUCCACCUCAUCUGCUCACCGCUGCGUUGCAUUGACCUGGUGGAGAACAUUCUUGCGCUCCGCAAUCAAUCUGCGGAGAGACAGUUCCGGGAGCGUCCUUUGUUCAUCUGGGAGCCCGUGCCUGAUCUAUGCACGAAGACGGAGCUUGCGAAUUGCUUGCAGGCGCUGAGAUGCAUUGACGUCGUCAGCCCUAAUCAUUCAGAGCUUGGCGGCUUCUUUGGGGUGAACACCAACGCUCAGGACCAUGUUGACUAUCGCUCAAUUGAGGAGUUGUGUGAUAAAUGGUUACAGAGCGGAAUUGGGGCUGAAGGGCAGGGUGGAAUUGUCGUCAGGGCGGGCAAAGAUGGCUGCUUCGUUGCUCGCCAAGGUUUUCAAAAAUGGCUGCCCGCAUAUCAUCAGUCGGCACAGAUGGUAGUCGAUCCUACUGGCGGCGGCAACGGCUUUCUGGGCGGGUUAGCGAUGGGCUUAGUAAGGGGCGGUGCAGCCGUGGGAGUCGAUAAUCUUGAAGAAGCGGCAAUGUGGGGUUCGAUCUCAGCGAGCUUUGCUAUCGAACAGGUCGGCAUGCCGGUCCUGUCUCACACUCCAGAAGGCGAGACAUGGAACGGGAUUCGCGUUGAGAACAGGCUUUCAGAAUUCAGGAAAAGGCUGGAUGGAUAUGUACAGCCUUAG
This is a messenger RNA of Trematosphaeria pertusa, 1099 nucleotides long. RefSeq names its product Ribokinase-like protein. Lineage: Eukaryota; Fungi; Ascomycota; Dothideomycetes; Pleosporales; Trematosphaeriaceae. The record is from RefSeq and is a predicted model, not a curated record. The coding region runs from base 38 to 1099 and encodes 353 amino acids. The transcript is spliced from 3 exons.